This is a messenger RNA of Penicillium angulare, 909 nucleotides long. RefSeq lists its product as uncharacterized. The record is from RefSeq and is a predicted model, not a curated record. The transcript has 2 exons. Bases 1 to 909 code for a protein of 302 amino acids. NCBI's taxonomy places the organism in Eukaryota, Fungi, Ascomycota, Eurotiomycetes, Eurotiales, Aspergillaceae. Gene Ontology annotation, molecular function: oxidoreductase activity, acting on the CH-OH group of donors, NAD or NADP as acceptor.
AUGUAUUUCACAAAGCUCUUAACUGUCGUGGCAGCUUGCCUCGUUCUCUACCAAGUCAUCUCACGGAUUUCAACAUGGCUGCAGAAGAAUUCCACAAACAGGCAGGAAUAUAACUUGAAAGAUGAAAUUAUCCUAGUUACUGGAGGAAGCGGUGGUAUAGGAAAACAAAUCGUCGAAGAUCUUCACAAGAGACAAGCUCGAGUUAUAAUCCUCGACGUCAAGAAGCCUGCAUUCGAACUUCCGCCUGGCAUGACCUUCCAUGAAGUCGACUUGAGAUCAUCAGAGUCCAUUAUGCAAGUAGCAACUCAAAUUCGGGAGUCUCAAGGGGACCCUGCUGUCAUCGUCAAUAACGCUGGCGUUUGUCAUAUCGCCCCUCUACUUGAGAAAUCAGAACAGGCCAUCCGCGACACCUUUGAGGUAAAUACUAUCUCACACUUUCUUAUCGCCAAGGCCUUCCUACCUUCUAUGAUUCAGAAGAAUCACGGCCACAUAAUCACUGUUGCGAGUGUUGCGAGCUUCGUGACAGUCGGUGGCAUGGUAGAUUAUUGUUGCACCAAGGCCAGUGCAGUGGCCUUUCAUGAAGGAAUCAGACAAGAGCUUAAAGCUUGGUAUAAAGCUUCUAAUGUGAAAACAAGUAUUAUUCAUCCUCUUUGGGUCGAUACACCGAUGAUCAAAAGCUUGACUGAUGACCAAACACAUUUCCGCCAACCUGUUAUGAGUCCGCAGGCCGUCUCAGAUGCUGUUGUUGAACAAAUCGUAUUGCGGAGGGGGGAUCAAAUCAUCUUGCCUCGAACUAUGGGAAUAGCUGGGUAUCUGAGGGCUUUCCCUCAUUGGUUGCAGGAGAUUGUACGGUCUUUUCACUCGGAAAUUGUAUGGAAAAUCGGGGAGGUAGCACCUAUUAAGAGCUAA